AAGAAUACAAUAAAAAUGGCUAUUAAUUUUUGUAGAAGUAUUCUACCCUACUCUCCCUUGUGCUUUCCCUCCACUGGCAAAUCUUCAAUUCCUUCACUUCCAUUCAGAUCAACAUCAUCAUCAACAAGAACAGCAUUUUGUAUGGCUUCGUCAUCGUCGCCGGAAUCGGAGCUGCACAAUCAGGGACGCAUAAAAUUCAUGGAAUUUCCAUUUGUAUCGGCUCCACACAGAGAACUAAUGGUUGAUAUAGUAUCUACAGUAGAAAAUCGCCUCGGCUCGCAGCUUUUGCCUUGUACUCUCCCGCUCGACGUACAACACUGCCAGAACCAAAACGGGAACGCACAAGCUUCUCUUCAUGUUAGAUCCGGUCACCAGUCUUCUCCUGUCGAUUUCAUAUUCGGAAGUUGGCUGCAUUGCAAAUUACCAACCGGAGCAGCAUUGAACAUAACCAGUCUAUCAGCCUAUUUGAAUCUUUCAACAGAUGCACCAAACUUUCUCAUGGAGAUCAUCCAGAGUAGUCCAUCAUCACUAGUUUUAAUUCUCGAUUUACCUCACCGAAAAGACCCUGUUCUAUAUCCAGACUAUCUCCAAACUUUCUAUGAGAAUUCUCAGUUAGAGACGCACAGACAAACUAUUCACAAGCUUAAAGAGGUUCAACCAUAUGUUACCUCGUCUCUUUAUUUUCGUAGCCUCCUCUCGCCCACAAUGAUACUCAUUCGGGUAGAAACCGAGUCAGGGGAUGCCAUUCGAAUGGAGGAGAUUAUGAAAGAUCACAUACAUCCUGUUGCAAAGUCGGUGCUUGAGAUUUGGUUGGAUUAUUGUGGUUGUGGAGAGAGAGAUUUGGAAGAGGAGGUGAAAGAUUAUUUGAAGAGAAGAGAUGGGAUUGUUAAGAAGAAGUUCAUUGAGAUUGAUCUUGAAUCCAACUUUCCGAGGCUGUUUGGACCGGAACUGACUGAUAAGGUAUUAGGGCCAAUACGUGAAAUUUUUAAUGUAUGAACUAUGAAGUUCAUCCUCCAGGAAUGUCAAGAUGUAUCAUUGUAAGUUUACUAUAACCUAAAUCUGCCUGUAAAUAUUUAUUCAUUCCUAAAUGAACAUACUUGUGUUUGAUUCAUAAAUGAAAUGAAUUUUAGAGUAGAAUUGAACCAAAGAAAAAGUUAAGAUAUGUUGUAUUUUGUGCACUUCAUGAGUUCUAUACCUGUAAUUGUUUUGCUCAAGUGAAAUUUAAUAUUAUUGA
This is a messenger RNA of Mercurialis annua (annual mercury), 1234 nucleotides long. RefSeq names its product red chlorophyll catabolite reductase, chloroplastic. The record is from RefSeq and is a predicted model, not a curated record. Gene Ontology annotation, biological process: chlorophyll catabolic process. Gene Ontology annotation, molecular function: red chlorophyll catabolite reductase activity. NCBI's taxonomy places the organism in Eukaryota, Viridiplantae, Streptophyta, Magnoliopsida, Malpighiales, Euphorbiaceae. The transcript is spliced from 2 exons. Gene Ontology annotation, cellular component: chloroplast. Bases 16 to 996 code for a protein of 326 amino acids.